Molecule: messenger RNA, 2085 nt
Organism: Talaromyces atroroseus
Lineage: Eukaryota; Fungi; Ascomycota; Eurotiomycetes; Eurotiales; Trichocomaceae
Product: Vacuolar protein sorting-associated protein 1
Exons: 6
Coding region: 1-2085 (694 amino acids)
Biological process (GO): peroxisome organization
Cellular component (GO): membrane; microtubule; cytoplasm
Molecular function (GO): microtubule binding; GTP binding; GTPase activity
Source: RefSeq, a predicted model, not a curated record
AUGUCAAUCUGUAGGAUCAACGUCAACGACCCUAGCUUGAUCUCCCUGGUGAACAAGCUUCAAGAUGUCUUUGCGACCGUAGGAGUGCAAAACCCCAUAGACUUGCCACAGAUCGCCGUCGUCGGUUCGCAAUCCAGUGGAAAGAGCUCCGUCUUGGAGAAUAUCGUCGGGCGAGACUUUCUGCCGCGAGGCUCAGGUAUUGUUACUCGUCGACCUCUCGUUCUACAACUGAUCAACCGACCGCCGAACAAACUAUCGAAUGGCACGUCGGACGACAAGGCCGUCGAGGGUACUACCGAUAGCGCAGCAAACGUCGACGAGUACGGCGAGUUCUUACACAUUCCGGGGCAGAAGUUCUAUGAUUUCAAUAAGAUUCGGGAGGAAAUUGUGCGCGAAACAGAGAGCAAAGUCGGCCGCAAUGCCGGCAUUUCCCCGGCCCCCAUCAACUUGCGCAUCUACUCUCCAAACGUUCUCACCCUGACUCUCGUCGAUUUACCCGGUCUGACCAAGGUGCCUGUUGGCGAUCAACCGAAGGAUAUUGAGAAGCAGAUUAAGGACAUGGUUUUGAAGUACAUCAGCAAGCCCAAUGCCAUUGUUCUGGCUGUCACGUCUGCCAACCAGGAUUUGGCCAACUCGGAUGGAUUAAAGCUCGCACGUGAAGUUGACCCUGAAGGUCAGCGCACGAUCGGUGUCUUGACCAAGGUCGACCUGAUGGACGAGGGUACCGAUGUUGUGGAUAUUCUUGCAGGCAGGAUCAUUCCUCUACGGCUGGGUUAUGUUCCGGUUGUCAACCGGGGUCAACGUGACAUUGAGAACAAGCGUCCAAUCUCGUAUGCUCUGGAGCACGAGAAGAACUUCUUUGAAGGCCACAAGGCGUACCGGAACAAGGCUUCUUAUUGCGGUACUCCUUAUCUCGCUCGGAAGCUCAACUUGAUCCUUAUGAUGCACAUCAAACAAACGCUCCCGGACAUCAAGGCUAGGAUUUCGUCGUCGCUACAAAAAUACAGCCAGGAGUUAAAUCAGCUAGGCGAUUCGAUCCUUGGCAACAGCGCCAAUAUAGUGCUGAAUAUCAUUACGGAGUUCAGUAAUGAAUACCGAACUGUCCUGGAGGGUAACAACACGGAACUGUCUAGCAUGGAACUGUCCGGAGGUGCUCGUAUCAGUUUUGUGUUCCACGAGCUGUAUUCGAAUGGAGUCAAGGCAGUCGACCCCUUUGAUCAGGUCAAGGAUGUUGAUAUUCGGACGAUCUUAUACAACUCAUCUGGUUCAUCGCCUGCGCUCUUCGUUGGUACCACGGCUUUUGAGCUCAUUGUCAAGCAACAAAUAAGGCGACUUGAAGAGCCUUCGCUCAAGUGCGUCUCACUAGUUUACGAUGAACUUGUCCGCAUUCUAGGGCAAUUGCUGAACAAGAGCCUGUUCCGACGUUACCCGAUGCUGAAGGAGAAGUUCCACAAUGUGGUAAUUCAGUUCUUCAAGAAGUCAAUGGAGCCUUGCAACAAGCUAGUCAAGGAUCUUGUUAACAUGGAAUCCUGCUAUGUCAACACUGGCCACCCGGAUUUCCUGAAUGGACACCGUGCUAUGGCUAUCGUUAAUGAGCGACAGGCAGCUAGCAAACCUACUCAGGUGGACCCCAAGACGGGCAAGCCUCUGCCACAGCGCGCAGCUAGUCCUUCGUUGGACCUUUCUGCGGAAACGAAAGAGUCUGGAUUCUUUGGUAGUUUCUUUGCAUCCAAGAACAAGAAGAAGAUGGCUGCUAUGGAACCUCCGCCGCCGACACUGAAGGCGUCUGGCACAUUGAACGAGCGGGAGAACAUUGAAGUUGAAGUUAUUAAACUGUUGAUCAACUCAUACUUCAACAUUGUCAAGCGGACGAUGAUCGAUAUGGUCCCCAAGGCUAUUAUGUAUACACUCGUGCAAUUUUCCAAGGACGAAAUGCAACGUGAACUGCUAGAGAAUAUGUACCGCAACAACGAACUCGAUGACCUUCUCAGAGAGAGCGACUACACCAUCCGCCGCCGAAAGGAGUGCCAACAGAUGGUGGAGUCUCUAUCCAAAGCCAGCGAAAUUGUCAGUCAAGUGCAGUAA